AUGACGGAGACUGAGAGCGCCCCAGCCGCCGCUCCUCCAGCGGAGGCCGCCGCCAAGAAGAAGCCGGCUAAGAAGAAGGCGUCCGGUCCCGCCGUGUCCGAGCUCCUCGUCCAAGCCGUGUCCGCUUCCAAGGAGCGCAGCGGGGUGUCCCUGGCCGCCCUGAAGAAGGUCCUGUCCGCCGGAGGAUACGAUGUGGACAAGAACAAGAGCCGCCUGAAGAUCGCCCUCAAGGCGCUGGUGACUAAGGGGAGCCUCGUCCAGGUCAAAGGCCAUGGGGCCUCCGGAUCGUUCAAGAUCAACAAGAAGCAGCCCGACGGCGCCAAGAAGAAGGCGGCCGGCAAAGCCCCCACCGCAGCCAAGAGCCCCAAGAAGAAGCCGGCCGCCAAGAGACCAGCAAAGGCUGCCGCCAAGAAGGUGACCAAGAGCCCCAAGAAGAGCAAAGCUGCAGCCAAGCCGAAAAAAGGCGCCAAGAGUCCCGCUAAGGCCAAGCCGGCAGCUAAGAAGGCGGCUAAGCCCAAGAAGGCCGCUCCGAAGAAGAAAUAA
This is a messenger RNA of Staurois parvus, 543 nucleotides long. NCBI's taxonomy places the organism in Eukaryota, Metazoa, Chordata, Amphibia, Anura, Ranidae. The record is from the annotation of a GenBank genome assembly.